AUGAAAAAAUCUUCUGGAAAAGAGGCUGCUCUGUUUGAUCGCGCUGUAGACCAAUUUGAAGAGGGUCAUUAUUCUCGUAGCUUGAAGACUACUCUUUCUAUUCUAAAAAGAAAGCCAAAGCAUGCCGAGGCUAUAGCGUUAGAAGGGUUAAAUUUAUGCAAACUAGAAAAACAUCAAGAUGCCUUGUUAAAGUGCCGAUUGGCAACUAGUCUGAAUGCUAAAUCUCGAUUUUGUUGGCAAGCUCUAGCGAUUACAUACAGAGAUCAAAAGGAUUAUCUUAAUUCUUUAAAUUGCUAUAAAAAUGCUGUCAAUCUUUCCCCAAAGAAUGAAGGCUUGUUGUAUGAUACUGCCUAUAUUCAGUUUCAUUUAGGACUUUAUGCCGCACUAGUGCAAUCAUGGCUGACACUAGUCGGCAUGGACUCUGAAAAUUUAGAAUAUCGAUUAUGUCUUACGCUUUCUUACUAUCUUUCUGGCUCUUUCGAUCACUGUUUAGCACAUUGCAUCGACCUUUUGAGUUCUCAUAAACUGACUCCCAAUGUGGCAUCAAGACUUGCGUGUUUCAUACCCAAAAUAAAUUUUAGCCAAGGAUUAGAUUUUGAAGUUUCUUUCAGUUUUUUACAGACAUAUUCUUCCUUCAUUUCUAGUAGUUGGCAGCGGGAUGAACAGCUGGCCAGUCUGUGUUUUCGGUUUCAUAAGUUUGACAAAACGUUACCUUUGUAUGCAAAGUUGAUUGUAAGAAAUCCUGAUAAAAAUGAAUAUACAAGGAGAUACCUGGAAAGCUUGUACGAGCUUACGAUUAAUAAAGGACUCCCGAGGGAUGUGCUGUAUAGGAAAUCUCAGUGUUUGUUAGAAUGGUUUCCUAAUGCAAUGAACAUCAAAGUACUAAUUUUACAAUUUUUGGUUGCAGUAAAUCUUGACUAUAAUUUCUUUUUGGAGCAUAUUCUCACAUAUUCUACAAGUAAAGGUAUUCCCUCUACUAUUUUAUUACUUAAACCGUUGAUAAAAGAUGAUUUUUCCUUAGCUCAUAAAAUAAAGGAAGCUUUGCUAUUUCAAUUGGUGAAUACGAACAAGAAAAAUCCUACAGCACAAGUCUGGAACCUAUACUAUCUCAGCUACCUAGCAUACUUUACCCUGGAUUAUACGAGCUCUUUAUAUUGGAUUAAUCAAGCGAUUACUGACCUUCCUACACUCCCAGAUUUAUACUAUUUGAAAGGUAAAAUUUUAUCUCGUUUGGGUGAAUGGAGUGAUGCUAUCCAUAGUUUGACUUUUUGCACUGAGCUUGACAAAGGGGAUCGCGCGCUUGCGAGCCGCCUUGCUAAGACUUAUUUCUAUAUAGACGAAACCGAAUUAGCAUACAAAUCUCUUUCCAAGUUUUGUAAAGACCGCUUUGGUGGGGUUCCUACUUAUCUCGCUGAAACCGAGUGCAUUUGGUUUCUUAUUGAAGAUGGCGAAUCUUUACUUCGUCAACAAUCUUAUGGAUUAGCAUUGAAGAGAUUUCAUCAAUUAUUUAAUAUAUUUAAAGAAUGGUCCAGUCUCAGUUUUAGCUAUCAUACGUACUGUGCUGAAAACGCAGAAUUUGAGCAGUAUUUGGAAAUGUGUGACUGGAUUACAACAUUGUGGGAUUCACCGACUUAUCUUAGAGUUGCUUUAGGUGCAACAAUCAUUUACUUAGAUUUGUAUAAAUCUCCCUAUUUUAAAUAUGGAAAAAGCGCCCCCGCAGUGCGUACUAUGAAUGAAUUCGAGCAAAUUCAAUUUGAGAAAGACCAAAAUCAAAGUGUGGGAAAGUUACAUUUACAAGAAGAGUCCCGGUUGAAAAGAAUCAAACUAGACGAGGACGAAGAUCCUUUUUUGAUUGAUCAUGAUCUUUUUGGAAUGGAACUACUGAAUACAAAAGACCCUCUUCAAGAAGCGAUGAAAUUUUUGUACCCACUUCGUCUGAAUAGGCUGAAAGGAUGGGGCUUUUUAAAAUAUUUAGCAUCAAAAAUAUACAAAAUAAAAGGUAAGGUUUAA
Molecule: messenger RNA, 2010 nt
Organism: Schizosaccharomyces cryophilus OY26
Lineage: Eukaryota; Fungi; Ascomycota; Schizosaccharomycetes; Schizosaccharomycetales; Schizosaccharomycetaceae
Product: NatA N-acetyltransferase complex subunit
Exons: 1
Coding region: 1-2010 (669 amino acids)
Biological process (GO): N-terminal peptidyl-methionine acetylation
Cellular component (GO): NatA complex; cytoplasm
Molecular function (GO): protein-N-terminal amino-acid acetyltransferase activity; protein binding
Source: RefSeq, a predicted model, not a curated record